AUGCCUUCUUCAAAGACUGUUGCUCUUUUCACACUUGGUCUGGCUUCUGUCAAAGGCGCGCUGGCCGCGUUGAACCUGAACAGCCCAAAUAACAUUGCCGUGUACUGGGGAGUAUACCAACUCUCCUUCGUCACUAGGAUCAACGGAGUUGGUGGUGUUCCUGAAGUCAAUUUCGCAAAUGCCGGCGACAACUGCACCGCGUUUCCAGGAACUCAGCUUCUAGACUGUCCACAGAUUGCUGAGGACAUCAAAGAAUGCCAAUCACUUGGACGGACAAUCCUCCUUUCAAUCGGAGGAGCCACCUACAACGAAGGCGGCUUUUCCAGCGAAGCAGCCGCAGUCGCCGGUGCCAAGAUGAUUUGGGAGACAUUUGGACCGGUUUCCAAUUCCUCUGCGAAACGACCCUUCGGAGAUGCGGUGGUCGACGGGUUCGACUUCGACUUCGAGGCCGUUGUCAACAACAUGCCGGCCUUUGGGAACCAGUUGCGGUCGUAUUACGCCAGCGAUACUUCAAAGAAAUACUACACCACCGCUGCACCCCAGUGUCCCUACCCAGACGCUGCGGACGGCCCUAUGCUCAAUGGCGCUGUGUACUUCGACGCGAUAUGGAUUCAGUUCUACAACAACUUCUGCGGACUUCAAUCGUUUGUCCCCGGCAGCUCCACACAGAAUAACUUCAACUUCGAUGUUUGGGACAAAUGGGCUCGUGAAACCUCUUUGAAUAAAAACGCCAAAGUCUUUCUCGGUGUUCCUGGGAACCAAGGUGCGGCUGGCACCGGGUACCAGCCGAUAUCGAGGGUUAGCGAGAUCAUUCAGUAUGUGAAAAACUUCAGCAGUUUUGGAGGCGCCAUGAUCUGGGAUUCGAGUCAGGUGUACGCCAACAGCGGCUUUCUUUCAGGGCUCAGGUCCGCUUUGGGAGGUAGCAGCGCUGCUCCAACUACGACGACGAGCCCGACCACGACAUCGACAACGACCUCACCUACCCCGACGACGACCACGACCCCAUCUACAAGUACCACGCUGAUCACCACCACGAAGUCCACCACAACCAGUCCAACGUCGGGCACGCCAACCGCUACACCCACCUCGACGGUGUGUCCGGUUGCUGGGCAGACAUGCCCGACUAGCGGGUCGUUUUCUUGCAAUGGCAGCCAAUUUGGUAUUUGCGACAAUGGGCGCUGGGCGAUGCAGCAAUGUCCUGCUGGCCUUGUUUGUGCCCAGAGUGGUUCGGGUGUUUAUUGUGACUUCCCUGGUUCGGCGGGUGUCGCACCUUGUUCUUGA
Molecule: messenger RNA, 1281 nt
Organism: Aspergillus pseudonomiae
Lineage: Eukaryota; Fungi; Ascomycota; Eurotiomycetes; Eurotiales; Aspergillaceae
Gene: chi3
Product: putative class III chitinase
Exons: 4
Coding region: 1-1281 (426 amino acids)
Biological process (GO): carbohydrate metabolic process; chitin catabolic process
Cellular component (GO): extracellular region
Molecular function (GO): chitin binding; chitinase activity
Source: RefSeq, a predicted model, not a curated record